AUGACGUCCAAGCAAGAGGAGCAGCGUGUCAAAAAUUUGCUCGCGCAGCAAGAGAAUCCGAAGUUCUCACACACCAAGUUGGUAAAAUUACUGGAUGUGGCCACAUCGACCGUGACAAAUGUUUUAAAAGUGUUCGAGGAGCGUCUGUUGACCGCCAGGAAGCCUGGAAGCGGCGGCAAUCGUAAUCCGGACGUGGCAGCGACGACGAAGAAGGUGGCGGUGAAAUAUAAGCGGAAUCCUAACCUCCUAAUCCUGGGACGUCGGUGGCAACUCAAUCUUUCCCAUACUACUGUGCAGCGGGCCAAGAAACGAGCCGGAUUGUCGACGUUCAAGAAGGAUUCAAACAUAAGAUGCCUCGUAACCGGCUGUAAUCCUUCUGGAAGGAAUUUAUUUCGAGUGCCAAAAACCGGGAGCAGGUUUUUCACCAGAUGGCGAAAAGUUGUGAAGAUUUCUGGAACGGGCAACGAGAGGAUCUGUUCACGUCAUUUUUCAAGUGAUGAUUUUACGAAAAUAUUUCAAUUUAAAUUAAAGUCCAUCCCAUUUUUUCUUUCAGUUACGUCGUGCUAUCUAAAGGCGAAUGCAGUGCCCAGCAAGCAUCUUGUAAGACUGGUUAAAAUUCCAUCUAUAAAUCGUAAGACGACCCAAUUGAAUGCUGUACCACAGUGUCUGCUAGAUCAUACCUACUACAUGGAAGACCUGAGACCCAAGAGCAAUAAAAACUGUUCAGUAUAUGGUUGCGUAGCUAGGAGCAGCAUGGGCGUAUUUCUACAUAAGUUUCCGAAAAACCGUGAAAUGGUGAAUUCUUGGCUCCAUGCUAUCAAAAGCUCAACGAAACCAUCAAAAAACUCCUUCGUGUGUAGCCAGCAUUUUCACAGCAGCGAUUAUAAAACAGGUAAGCACAGCAUAAACUGAAGGUUUCAAAAUGAAAUCAUAGCCUGGUAUUUAUAUUAACUUAUCUGGGAUUAGAAAUAUUCUAAUAUUUAUUAUAGUUGCAUCAAUAUCAUAAGUAAAUUAAGUCUAAGAUUAAACAAAAUCUAAAUAAAUAUAAAAUAAUCAAGAGCAGCGUUGCCAGUAUUCCAGAUUUAUCUGGAUUUUCCAGAUUUUUAGUCGUCUUGCCAGAUACACAGACAUACCACGUAUAUUUCAAUAUUUUUUUAAAUAUGUUUCAGAUUUUCCCAGAUUUUUGAAACAUGUUGUUUAAAAAUAUCACUGCAAUUGAUUUACCAUCUAAUCAAAAAAGUAAAAAGCAAAACUUGCUACUCAACGUCUAUCAACGUUGGACAUUACAUAAUUAAGGCAAUUCUGCAAAUUGUUCACCGUGAAGUGUAAGGUGAAUUCCUUGUGAAAUAAAACGAGAAUUUCAAGCUA
Ochlerotatus camptorhynchus is the source of this 1368-nucleotide messenger RNA. RefSeq lists its product as uncharacterized. The transcript is spliced from 3 exons. Lineage: Eukaryota; Metazoa; Arthropoda; Insecta; Diptera; Culicidae. The record is from RefSeq and is a predicted model, not a curated record. Bases 1 to 912 code for a protein of 303 amino acids.